This is a messenger RNA of Aspergillus uvarum CBS 121591, 499 nucleotides long. RefSeq lists its product as uncharacterized. The transcript has a single exon. The coding region runs from base 39 to 296 and encodes 85 amino acids. The record is from RefSeq and is a predicted model, not a curated record. NCBI's taxonomy places the organism in Eukaryota, Fungi, Ascomycota, Eurotiomycetes, Eurotiales, Aspergillaceae.
GCAUCAUACAGCUGAACCAUUCAAAGCACAAGUAUCUCAUGAUACCUCCCGAGAGAUCGUGUGCACAACAAACCCAGUUUUUAGUACCCAACCCACAGUACAAUACAUUGCUGGCAAGCCAUCUAGCUCCCUCCAAAAAAGUCACAAGUACAAGUACAAACCCCCCCCUCCCCACUCACACUCAUCCUACAAUAUCAACAUGGGCAACCCACCAUAGAACCAAAGCAAAUAACAAGACACCAAAAAUCACUUGCCCACACACAACCAACCACACCCUUCCUUAUACAAAGCUCUAAAAUCACGAAUAAUCAUGCAAGUAUAAAGAAAACGAACCUACCAUUACAGCUACCGGCUAGUAGUCGCAGUAUCACCACAAACCCAACCCGCCCUUAUCAGCUCUCCCGAACCGGAACACAUAGAACUAUAACCAUACGCAAAACCAACGAAUCCUGUUUUCUAGCCAUGAUAGAGAUCGGGUGACGUUUUCUGCUUCUUGCGG